UGGUACUGGCUUCUCAGAGUGUUGCUCGCUGUACUUCUCGUUUUACGACUUCUUCGUAUUUUCCGCCCCCUGGCAAACGCAAAUAACGCAGCGAUGCCUCCCCCUCGUCGCUUUCUCUUGAGCACUGUGCUGGAGUAGCUGUUAAUUUCCAAUGAAUGAAAAGCGUGUUUUCUUGUGUACCCGGUAAAAAGACAACUCUUACUGAAGAGAAGGAAUACAGCAAAAACGGACAGGUAAAAAAAAAAAAUCAAAUAUAUGGAUAUAAAGUACCUCUUCUAGACAGUGGAACCAGUAACGUUUUUCGAGAUGAGGCGGCUAUGAAACCUCGGGACCUCGGCACGGGGGAUUCACGCCAGUCCGAGGAUCUCGUUGGCUUGCAGGCCUCAACCGCUUCGUGGAAACAACAAAAAAACUAAUUUUAAGUAAGCACUUUUUCCUCUUUCCUCUCUUCUUUCCCUUUCACGGUCGAAGGAGCCCUCCAGGAUGUCGGACUGCGCAGGUCUGCAGUUCGUGAGCCCCUACGCCUUCGAGGCCAUGCAGAAGGUGGACGUGGCGCGGCUGGCCGCCCUGAGCGACCCCGAGCUGAGGCUGCUGCUGCCCUGCCUGGUCCGGAUGGCCCUGUGUGCCCCCGCCGACCAGAGCCACACCUGGGCUCAGGACAAGAAGCUCAUCCUCCGCCUGCUGUCCGGGGUGGAAGCGGUGAACUCCAUCGUCGCGCUGCUGUCGGUCGACUUCCACGCUCUGGAGCAGGACGCCAGGAAAGAGCAGCAGCUCAGACACAAACCUGGUGGUGCCAACGGGGACAGCAUCUUGGUAUCCCAGCUUCAGCACGGCCUGACACUGGAGUUUGAGCACAGCGAUCCUCUUAGAAGACUCAGGCUGGCACUCAGCGAAUUGUUGGCUAUAAUGAACAAGGUUUCAGACUCAAACGGAGAGUUUUUCUUAAAGUCUUCUGAGCUUUUCGAAAGCCCCGUGUAUCUAGAAGAAGUGGCGGAUGUUCUGUGUAUUUUGCAAGCAGAGCUGCCAUCGCUGUUGCCCAUCAUAGACGUGGCAGAAGCGCUGUUGCACGUUCGCAAUGGAGAGUGGUUCCUCUGCGUACUAGUGGCCAACGUCCCCGACAGCUUCAAUGAAGCGUGCAGGGGGCUGAUAAAGAACGGGGAGCGGCAGGACGAGGAGAGCGCGGGCGGACGCCGCCGGACACAGGCCCUCCGACAGCUCUGCCAGAUGAACCCUUCCCAGGCCCUCAACAUCCGCGCCAUGGUGGUGGAGGAGUGCCACCUGCCGGGGCUUGGGGUGGCUCUGACGCUGGACCACACCAAGAGCGACACCGCAGACGACGCCGUCAGCCCCCUGGUCUCCUUCGUCAGUGGCCUGUUGCUGGGCACCAACGCCAAGGUGCGGACGUGGUUUGGGAUGUUCAUCCGCAACGGCCAGCAGAGGAAGAAAGAAAGCAGCUCCGUUCUGUGGCAAAUGAGGCGGCAGCUUCUUCUGGAGCUGGUGGCCAUCCUGCCCAGGUCGAGGAGCACUCACGUGCCCAACGACAGCGAGGGGGACCUGGAGCAGAGCAUGUCGGCCUACUCCGGCCUGAGGGAGGAGCAUGUGGUGAAAGCCAGCGCGCUGCUCAGGCUGUACUGCGCGCUCAUGGGGAUAGCCGGCCUCAGGCCCACCGACGAGGAGGCCGAGCAGCUCCUGCAGCUGAUGACCAGCCGCCCCCCCGCCACCCCUGCCGGCGUGCGCUUCGUCUCCCUGUCCUUCUGCAAACUGCUGGCCUUCCCCACCCUUGUCAGCACUCCUGAGCAGGAACAGCUAAUGGUGAUGUGGCUCAGCUGGAUGAUUAAAGAGGAGGAGUAUUUUGAGAGCGCUGCAGGGGUCUCUGCUUCAUUCGGAGAGAUGCUGUUGCUGGUUGCCAUGUAUUUCCAUAGCAACCAGCUCAGUGCCAUCAUUGAGUUGGUCUGCUCUACUUUAGGGAUGAAGAUUGCUAUCAAACCCAGCUCCCUGAGUAAGAUGAAGACCAUUUUUACACAAGAAAUUUUCACUGAACAGGUUGUAACAGCCCAUGCAGUAAGAGUUCCUGUUACCAGCAACCUGAGUGCCAACAUUACAGGUUUUCUGCCCAUCCACUGCAUUUAUCAACUUCUAAGAAGCCGAGCGUUCACAAAGCACAAAGUUUCUAUCAAGGACUGGAUUUUCCAGCAGAUGUGCGAGACCACCACCCCGCUGCACACUCAGCUGUUGCCCCUGAUUGACGUCUAUAUCAACUCCAUCCUGACGCCCGCCUCCAAGGCCAGCCCUGAGGCCACCAACCAGCCCAUCACGGAGCAGGAGAUCCUCAACGUCUUCCAGGGCCUGACUGGGAGGGAGAGCAGUCGCAUUCGUUCACGUUACAAUAUCACGACUCAGUUGCUGGUGCUGUAUUACAUCUUGUCGUAUGAGGAAGCUCUUCUGGCAAACACGAAGUCAUUGGCUCUCAUGCAGAAGAAGCCAAAGUCAUAUUCUGCUGCACUGAUGGACCAAAUUCCUAUUAAGUAUUUGAUCCGUCAAGCGCAGGGACUCCAACAGGAGCUGGGUGGGCUGCACUCUGCUCUUCUGCGCCUUCUGGCAACCAACUACCCACACCUGUGCAUGGUGGAGGACUGGAUCUGCGAGGAGGAGAUCACCGGCACGCGCCCGCUGCUCCGGAGGAUGCUGCUGACCAGCACCGCCAGGAAAUACACACAGAAGCAGCUUAAAGAUGCAUUCCAGAUGGUGCCAUCCAGCAACAUUCAUUUGAUGCAGAUCCUGGAGCACUUGGCCCUGCUGCCUGCCAGUGAUCUCAUCCCCUACGCAGAGGUGCUGGUGUCCGACAUGAGCCUGCUGCUCACGGAAGGAGUCUCCCGGAGGAUUCUCCAGACUGUCAAUAAGCUCUGGAUGGUUCUGAACACCGUCAUGCCCAGGAGGUUGUGGGUGAUGACAGUGAAUGCACUUCAGCCCUCGGUGAAAUUAACGCAGCAGCAGAAAUACACCCAGAAUGACCUAAUGAUUGACCCUCUGAUUGUGCUACGGUGUGACCAGAGAGUUUACAGAUGUCCCCCGCUAAUGGACAUCACCCUGCACAUGCUGAAUGGCUACCUGCUGGCAUCGAAGGCCUAUUUAAAUGCCCACCUGAAGGAGACGGCCGAUAUUGACAGGCAGACCCAGACAGUCUCCAGUCUGGGCUUGGUAGGGCAGCCAGACACCCCAGAGGUGACAAGAGAGGAGCUCAAAAACGCUUUGUUAGCUGCUCAGGACAGCACCGCGGUUCAGAUCCUGCUGGAGAUCUGCUUGCCCACCAGCGAGGAGAGGGGAGAGGGGGGCAGUGUGGAGAACUCUCCCAAGAGCCUGAAACAGGAAGAGCCUGGCACGUGCCAGCCUGAGGGGGGCGCAGAGGGGCAGGGCGGGGGCCUGCUGAGCAACUUGCGAGAGGUCCAGUGUCUCAUCUGCUGUCUGCUCCACCAGAUGUUCAUCGCUGACCCCAACAUAGCUAAACUGGUUCACUUCCAGGGAUACCCACAAGAACUACUUUCCUUGACUGUGGCUGGCAUCCCAUCUAUGCACAUCUGUCUAGAUUUCAUUCCUGAACUUCUGGCACAGCCGCAGCUUGAGAAACAGAUAUUUGCCCUCCAGCUCCUGUCACACUUGUGCACACAGUACGCCCUUCCUAAAUCCCUCAGUGUGGCUCGGUUAGCUGUCAGUGUCAUGGCCACCCUGCUUACAGUUCUUACCAAGGCGAAGAGGUAUGCGUUCUUCAUGCCCACUUUGCCCUGCCUGGUGUCGUUCUGCCGUGCCUUCCCCCCGCUGUACGACGAUGUGGCCCUGCUGCUGGUCCAGGUGGGGCAGGUUUGUGCCUCAGACGUGGCCACCAAGGCCAGAGAUGUGGACCCCCUCAUUGCAAGUGAGUUAUUUCACUGCUCAGUUUUAUUUUUCUUUCCUGAACAGCUUUGUUUUUCAACAUUGUUUAUUAAAGAUGGUCUCACACCACGUGUGCCCUGCUCUCCAGUCUUGAGAAAUUUUGGAAUGAGUCAGGGAAGACAUGUGGCAUCUAGGGCUUAGAGAGCAGGGAACAAGCACGUGCUGCUUGUCCAGGCUGUGUGAGAGGAAUGGGACAUCUCAUGACAUGAGUCUGCAACUCGGGAGUACAGAAGUACAGAACACCUUGUGCCACUAACCUGAGACUGUCCCUGUACACCUGCUGUUGAUCAAGGUUUAUCAGCAUAAUGGACUUACUUACAGUAUUCCAAGUCUGUUCAAUUAAAUGUCUGUGCAGCUGCUAAGAAAAACUUGAUUGCGAA
Molecule: messenger RNA, 4307 nt
Organism: Lepisosteus oculatus (spotted gar)
Lineage: Eukaryota; Metazoa; Chordata; Actinopteri; Semionotiformes; Lepisosteidae
Source: RefSeq, a predicted model, not a curated record